Molecule: messenger RNA, 906 nt
Organism: Fukomys damarensis (Damara mole-rat)
Lineage: Eukaryota; Metazoa; Chordata; Mammalia; Rodentia; Bathyergidae
Gene: Tas2r16
Product: taste 2 receptor member 16
Exons: 1
Coding region: 1-906 (301 amino acids)
Biological process (GO): G protein-coupled receptor signaling pathway; sensory perception of taste; detection of chemical stimulus involved in sensory perception of bitter taste
Cellular component (GO): membrane
Molecular function (GO): G protein-coupled receptor activity; bitter taste receptor activity
Source: RefSeq, a predicted model, not a curated record
AUGGUACUUAAACAACUCACUAUCUUUUUCAUCAUCAUCUAUGUGCUUGAGUCCUUGAUAAUAAUUGCACAGAGCAGCUUCACUGUUGCAGUUCUGGGCAGAGAGUGGGUUCUGGUCAAAAGACUGUCACCUGUGGAAAUGAUUCUCACCAGCCUGGGCAUCUGUCGUUUCUGUCAACAGUGGUCAUCAAUACUGCACAAUUUUUGCUCCUAUUUUAACCUUAAUUGUGGGAUAUGGAACACAGGCAUCAUCUGGGAAUUCACUAAUACCCUUACAUUCUGGUUGACCAGCUUGCUUGCUGUCUUCUACUGUGUCAAGGUCUCUUCGAUCAACCAUCCCAUCUUCUUCUGGCUGAGGUGGAGAAUUUUGAGAUUUGUUCCCUGGUUAUUACUGAGUGUUCUGGUGAUUUCUUGUGUGGCGAUUAUCCCUUCAGCUAUUAAGAAUCGCAUCCAGAUGGAAUUUAACCUCAUGGAGCAUUUACCCACAAACAGCACUUUGAUUGAGAGACUUAAAAUGUUUGAGCAGUAUUUUUCCAAGGCUCAUAAAAUAGUUGUAUUGACGAUUCCCUUUCUCCUGUUUCUGGUCUCCACCACCAUGCUGAUGGCCUCUCUGAUCCAGCACUGGAAACAAAUGAAACUGCAUAACACUGGCCUCUCUAACUCCAACCUGAGAGCUCACUCUACCGCCCUAAGGUCUCUUGCUGUCUUCUUUAUCUUCUUCACUGCUUACUUUCUGACUGUAGUACCCAGCAUUUUAGGCAUUAGAUCUAAGAGAACACCUUGGUACUGGGUUUGGGAUUCCAUCAUCUACGGAAUAGUCUGUAUUCAUUUCACUGCACUGAUGCUGAGGAGCCCUACACUGAAGAGGGCUCUAAAGAUAAAGUUCUGGGGCCUAGAGUCUGUCUGA